AUACAUGAUCCUUGCAACCAUCAUUGCCAACUGUAUUGUACUGGCGUUGGAGCAACAUCUGCCGGUUAAUGACAAGACACCCAUGUCAGAACGCCUGGACGACACAGAGCAUUACUUUAUCGGGAUAUUCUGUUUCGAGGCUGGCAUUAAGAUCAUCGCCCUGGGCUUUGUCUUUCACAAAGACUCCUACCUUCGUAACGGCUGGAACGUAAUGGACUUCGUGGUUGUCCUCACCGGGAUUUUGGCCAAGGUAGGUUCGGAUUUUGACUUAAGGACGCUGCGGGCUGUACGAGUGCUGAGACCUCUCAAACUGGUGUCAGGAAUUCCUAGUCUACAGGUGGUGUUGAAGUCCAUAAUGAAGGCCAUGGUUCCUCUGCUGCAGAUCGGCUUGCUGCUUUUCUUUGCUAUUGUCAUGUUCGCCAUUAUAGGAGUGGAACUCUACAUGGGCAAGUUUCAGAAGGCAUGCUUCAAACGCGGCACAGAGGAGCUUGCUGCUGAUUACCCAUGUGGCUUGGAACCUCCAUCUAGGCUGUGUCCCAAUGACACAGACUGUAGAAUAGGCAGCGCGUGGAAAGGGCCAAACUACGGCAUCACUAACUUUGACAACAUCUUGUUCGCCAUACUCACUGUUUUCCAGUGCAUCACCAUGGAAGGAUGGACCGAUAUCCUUUACGACACCAAUGAUGCCUUGGGCAACACAUGGAACUGGAUGUACUUCAUCCCCCUCAUCAUCAUCGGCUCCUUCUUCAUGCUCAACCUAGUGCUGGGUGUCUUAUCAGGAGAGUUUGCCAAGGAAAGAGAACGUGUAGAGAAGAGACAGGAGUUUCUGAAGCUACGCAGGCAACAACAAAUUGAGAGAGAGUUGACUGGCUACCUGGAGUGGAUUUGUAAAGCAGAGGAGGUGCUGUUGGCAGAGGAAGACCAGAAUGCAGAAGAGAAAUCUCCACUGGAUGGAGCGUGGUACAAGAGGAAACAGAACAAUCCGGUGCUGAAAAGAGCAAAGGUCAAGAAGGGGAAGAAUGACCUCAUCAGUGCCGAGGAGGCACCCCCUGGAUCUCCCUUUGCCCGAGCCAGCCUGAAAAGCAACAAGAACGAAAGCUCAUCAUACUUCCGCCGCAAGGAGAAACGAGCGCGCUUCUUCAUUCGCCGCAUGGUGAAAGCCCAAAGCUUCUACUGGAUUGUUUUGUGCAUAGUGGGCUUGAACACGCUUUGCGUGGCCAUCGUUCACUACGACCAGCCUAAGGGGCUCACCAAAGCACUCUGUUGGGCAGAGUUUGUGUUCCUGGGUCUGUUUCUAUGUGAGAUGACGCUGAAGAUGUACGGCCUGGGGCCCAGGAACUACUUUCACUCCUCAUUCAACUGCUUUGACUUUGGGGUCAUUGUGGGGAGUAUAUUUGAGGUGGUGUUGGCAACCAGCCAAAAUGGAGCCUCUUUCGGUAUUAGCGUCUUGAGGGCUCUACGCUUGCUCCGAAUAUUUAAAGUGACCAAGUAUUGGAACUCUUUGAGGAAUCUGGUGGUGUCUCUGCUCAACUCAAUGAAAUCCAUUAUCAGCUUGCUCUUCCUCCUCUUCCUCUUUAUUGUGGUCUUUGCUUUGCUGGGCAUGCAGCUCUUUGGAGGACAGUUUAAUUUUGAUAACGAAACACCUACUACCAAUUUUGACAACUUCCCUUCUGCCAUAAUGACCGUAUUUCAGAUUUUGACAGGAGAAGACUGGAAUGCCGUGAUGUAUCAUGGGAUUGAGUCUCAGGGCGGCGUCCCGCUUGGGAUGUUCUCCUCCGUUUACUUCAUCAUUCUUACUCUCUUUGGAAACUACACUCUUCUUAAUGUGUUCUUGGCUAUUGCUGUCGAUAACCUUGCCAAUGCUCAGGAGCUGACAAAGGAUGAAGAGGAGCAAGAGGAAGCAGCCAAAAAGAGCAUAGCACUGCAGAAGGCCAUGGAGGUGAAGGAGGUUAGCCCGAUGUCAGCAGCUAACAUUUCCAUCGCAGCUUUUGUAAAGCAAAAUCGAGAUGUGCUCUCUCGCAGCUCUUCCGUCAGCAGCGUUCACUCACUCAAAGAGCAGCAGCGCUCCCUCCAGAAAAUGUCUAUCUGGGAGCAGCGCACUUCACAACUACGUCGCCACAACCUGCGCAACAGCAGUGAAGCACUAUACAGCGAGCUGGAGCCGGAAGAUCGGCUGCGCAUGUCCUCAGCGCUACACCUGCGGCCCGAUAUGAAGGCGCACCACGAUCGGCCCUUGGUGGUGGAUAAAACGCACCCGCCGGAUGGCACGGACACCCUGGAGGAGGCACCUGCAAACAAACACCACCGCUGCCGUGGAGAGAACCGAGAGUCUGUAGAAGGACGCCGACAUCGGCACCACCGUGGCAGUGAACACAGAGGCCACCAGGAUGGAGGACACAGGAACCAGACAGAGGAUUGUGAUGAUGACAGGGAGCACCAUCACCACCAUUCUCACCGCUCCCGUGAGACUGAUGGUGAUAGCAGUAAUGGAGUGAAAGGAGAGAGAAAUCUGAGAGGGCACAGAGAAGGUGAAGCAGGAAAUGGUGAGAGGAGGAGACACAGGCUUCGCAUCAAAGCUCAAACCACACUUGACAAGGAGGAGACCAGGGACAACAAAGAGAGAGAUAGUCCAAGCCACAGGGACAGGCUUAAUGAUGCAGAGGGUGAUGGCUUGAGCUUGAGUUCUGUCCCCUCGCCUACUGAGAGACAAGAGGAUUCGGAUAACCUUAAAAACAGCACCAAGGCUAGAUCAACAGCAGUCAGCAUCCCUGUUACAGUCACUGCCCCGCCAGGAGACACCACCGUCAUUCCCAUGAAUAACAUAGAUGGUGAGCGCCUUCUCCUGAAUGAGGAAAAGAAGGAUCUGGAUGAACUGAAUCAGAACGCUCCAAAACGCAUCUUACCCUACAGCUCUAUGUUUGUGUUUGGUCAGUCCAAUCCCGUACGAAGGUUGUGUCACUAUGUGGUGAACUUGCGUUACUUUGAGAUGUGCAUUCUCGUCGUGAUUACCAUGAGCAGCAUCGCACUGGCUGCGGAAGACCCUGUGAAUACUACUGCUUUUCGGAACAACGUGCUAAAAUACUUAGAUUACAUCUUUACCGGCGUGUUCACAUUUGAAAUGGUGAUAAAGAUGAUUGACCUCGGGCUGCUGCUCCACCCCGGCUCUUACUUCAGAGACCUGUGGAAUAUUCUAGACUUCAUUGUGGUCAGCGGUGCCCUGGUGGCUUUUGCCUGCACAGGGACCAAAGGCAAGGACAUCAACACCAUCAAAUCUCUCAGGGUCCUCCGUGUGCUCCGGCCUCUGAAGACCAUCAAAAGGCUACCUAAACUCAAGGCUGUGUUUGACUGUGUGGUGAACUCUCUGAAGAACGUGCUUAACAUCCUCAUCGUCUACAUCCUCUUCAUGUUCAUCUUUGCCGUUAUCGCCGUGCAGCUCUUCAAGGGAAAGUUCUUCUACUGCACAGAUGAAUCUAAAGCUACUGAGAAGGACUGCAGAGGUCAGUUUCUGGAUUACGAUGGAGACAAAGUGGAAGCCAAGGCACGUGUAUGGAAGAAAUAUGAUUUUCACUAUGACAACGUGCUAUGGGCUUUCCUCACUCUCUUCACCGUUUCCACAGGAGAGGGUUGGCCUAUGGUGCUGAAACAUUCUGUAGAUGCCACUCAUGAAGACCAUGGCCCAAGCCCAGGCUUCCGCAUGGAGAUGUCCAUCUUUUAUGUUGUCUACUUUGUGGUCUUCCCGUUUUUCUUCGUCAACAUUUUCGUAGCCUUGAUCAUCAUCACGUUCCAGGAGCAAGGGGACAAAGCCAUGUCUGAGUGCAGCUUGGAGAAGAAUGAGCGGGCAUGCAUUGACUUUGCCAUUAAUGCCAAGCCCCUGACUCGCUACAUGCCCCAGGAUAAGCAGUCCUUCCAGUACAAGAUGUGGAAGUUUGUGGUUUCAACACCGUUUGAAUAUUCCAUCCUGACUAUGAUCGCAAUCAAUACUGUGGUUCUCAUGAUGAAGUUUAGUACCGCUUCGAAGCCUUAUGAAGACAUGCUGAAGUGGCUGAACAUCAUCUUCACUGCCCUUUUUACCCUGGAAUGUAUCCUGAAGAUCAUCGCUUUUGGGCUGCUGAACUAUCUAAAGGAAGCCUGGAACAUAUUCGAUUUUGUAACAGUACUGGGCAGUAUCACUGACAUCCUGGUCACUGAAAUUAUGCAGAACAAGCUGAUCAAUCUUAGCUUUCUGAGGCUGUUUCGAGCUGCUCGACUCAUCAAACUUCUGAGACAAGGCUACACCAUCCGUAUCCUGCUCUGGACCUUUGUCCAGUCAUUUAAGGCACUGCCAUAUGUGUGUCUGCUCAUUGCCAUGCUCUUCUUUAUCUACGCCAUCAUUGGGAUGCAGGUGUUUGGAAACAUCGAGUUAAGCUAUGAUUCAGCAAUCAACCAUCACAACAACUUCCAGACCUUCUUUCAGGCACUCAUGCUACUCUUCAGGAGUGCCACAGGCGAGGCGUGGCAUGAGAUUAUGCUGUCAUGUUUGGGUGGCAAGAAAUGUGACAAGCUCUCAGGCUCCAAUGGAAAUGAGUGUGGCAGUGAUUUUGCGUACUUCUAUUUUGUCUCCUUCAUCUUCCUCUGCUCCUUCCUGAUGCUAAAUCUGUUCGUGGCUGUCAUCAUGGACAACUUUGAGUACCUGACGCGAGAUGCUUCCAUCCUCGGUCCUCACCAUCUGGAUGAGUUCAUCCGCGUCUGGGCAGAUUACGACCCUGCUGCCUGUGGGCGCAUAUCCUACCUCGAUAUGUACGAAAUGCUGCGUCACAUGUCCCCUCCGCUAGGUUUGGGAAAGAAAUGUCCAUCACGAGUUGCCUACAAGCGCUUGGUGAGGAUGAACAUGCCCAUUGCUGAUGACAACACAGUCCACUUCACAUCCACGCUGAUGGCUCUCAUACGCACCGCCCUGGAUAUCAAACUGGCAUCAGGUGUUCUUGCCCAGCGUCUCUGUGAUGCUGACUUGAAGAGGGAGAUAAAUAAAGUGUGGCCCAACCUGUCAUCAAAAACCGUGGACUUGCUGGUGACACCACAUAAACAUAACGAGUUGACGGUUGGGAAAGUGUAUGCUGCGCUGAUGAUCUUUGAUUACUACAAGCAGAAUCGAGCCAAAAGACUCCAGGAGCAGCAGUCCACUUCCGGAGCACUGGGUAAAAUGGGGUCUCUGUUCAAGCCCAUGUUGCCCCUCACUCACAUACACGAUCAAGAGCCAUCACUCAGGAGUGCCAAACUGCCACCUCCUUCCCAAACUGAUUCAUCUCCACAUCCAGAGUUUAUGCCCACAACCCCUCUCUUGACUAACGGGGAGCCAGCAAAAAGCAGUACCAUGAAGAUUUCUCAUUCGGCAGAGACGCUUCAGGAGGGCAAGAAUUCCGUCUAUUCAGAAGAUGUGCCAAAAACUGAAUCUCAGGAAUUAGUAGAGAUGACGGAUAUGGAGAAUAAUUCUGAUGUAGUGGGCUUCUCCACACUGGAGGGCCACGGGAGGGCAGCCUCAAUGCCCAGACUUAGUGCAGGCUUCCAGCGGAGCCAGUUGCGCCACACCACCGGGAUGUACCUAGCACCCAUCACGGACAGCAGUCCCAUGCGGCGUUCAGCCUCUUCUUUGGCUUCUCAGAGAGGAGGAACAGAGUUGAAUUUGAGGGACUAUACGUUGGAGCGGCCCCCAGCAGCACAGACUCAGGAGAAAGACAGAGACAAAUUGCACCAACAUCACCAUCAUCAUCAUCAUCGAUGUCACCGCCGCCGAGACAAGAAGCAUAAAUCCCUGGACCGAGCUAUCAGUGAAGAACAGCCUGCCUCUUUGGAUCCAGCGCCGGAUCUAAUCAGCGAUCCGCGGGAUCGAGCACGUGAAUGGGACAGAGACCGAGGUCGCUCUCAAGAGCGGAAGCACCACUCGUCCUCUGCCCCAGAUAGAAAGCAACGUUACUAUUCCUGUGAUCGUUAUGGAAACAGAGAGCACUUUCACAGCCGAUCACCUGGGCCAAGCAGAUCGACAUCACCCGGAGAUCCACAAGAACCCAACAGAUUCAAAACGGGUGGUAACUCAGCUAAGGGUAGCCCGAUGGUCUUCACCUCAGGCACCAGUACACCAUGCCGUGGACGAAGACAGCUCCCUCAGACACCGCUCACCCCAAGGCCUGCAGUGGCCUUUAAGUCUACCAGCUCUUCUCCAUUGCAGAUGGCUGCCACCCGCUCAUCCGGGCCAGUCCCUACCUACCUGAGUCGAGGGCAGUCAGAGCACGACGCCUUGCUCGGCAUCACUCACCAAGCAUCUCCUGUGCCUGUUACUCGGAUCGGAUCUGACCCCAACCUCGGCCCACUGCAGCGAGACCCACACCUGUCAGAGGCCGAAGAUUUCCACGAUGCUUUGAGCACCUACAGCUCAGGACGUUUUCCAAGAACAGUCUCUGCCACCCAUUCAUCCACAGGGGCGGUGCCAUCCAUGCUUCAGCAGAGUCAGAGUGGAGUACCUAACGGGUACCACUUUACCCUUGGAGUUAGUACAUCUCUGGGCUCCAGUACCAGGAUUUCCCCAAGCUAUCAUGAUACAGAUAAAGAUGACUGGUGCUGAUGAAAUGGUAACCAAUAUAUGUCUUAAAUGUAUCUUUAAAAUGUGCAGGAUGAGUUUUAUCAUCUUUGCCUCAAGAUUGUGCGAUGACUGUGUGAAGGUAGAAUGGAAUCCUGAGGCGCUCUAGAAGACGGGUUGAGUUAAAUCUUUUCAUGAACGUGGUACAGUUUGUGAAAAUAUGAGUGCCAUGAUGAAUUUGAUAAAGCAAGGUGAGCUCUGUCUGCCACUGAAGAGGAGAAAUAGUUCAGCAAUGCCCUCUGCUCUCUGAAAUCAAAUGAAUAGGGCUAAACUCGGCAGAGGGCAAAGAGAUACAGCCAUGUUUGAUUAGAAAGCACAAACUAUAAUGGAAGUGCAGGACUUCUGCUCAUCUAUAUGGUAUUGUUAAGAACCUGGACCUCUCUUUAUGUCUUAAAAACAAACCCAUAUUAAAUCCUUAGUUUUGUCCAGAUUCUUAAUCUUCAUAUUUUUUCCCUGCUGCUGCUUCAAGCUGUUUCUUCCUCUUGAAAGUGGCACAGAUAAAAUGGUCCCAGUAGCUAAAUCGUAAUUUGUUUUAUAAGCAGUACAGUAAGCAUCUAUUAACAGUGUUCUUUUUUUUUUGUACCUUGUACAUGAAGUGUGUACUGUAGCUGGGUAUCCUGUAAGGUCUACUCUUUUUUAAAAAAAAAAAUAAAUAAAAUUACCCUCAAGUGGUAAACUACCAAGUGCCUAACCUUUUGAGGUUAACUACUGUAUGAGUAUGAUGUACCGUGAGGCAUUAUUAACCUGAGAAAGGCAAAUACUGGAUACUGUACACUGUAGGUAAAAUGUCACAGAUAUUUGUUCUUUAUAUUUAUCAUAGCAUGUUAUGAAGACAGAGAUUAUGACAUUGCACAAAAGAGAGAAUAUAAGUGAGAUUUUUAUAGAUGUUUGUCUGAAAGUAUGGCACGUGAGUAAAAAAAAAUCUGUACGCUGCAGUGACGAUAGCAUCGACAACGUAGCUUCAAGAAGGUACCGUAACUAUGAACUAUAGGGAAUUGAAUGAUGCUGAAAAUGUUUUCACUAUGUCUGAAUCGAAUGCAUGUUGGGAGAUUCUACACUUGGUGUUGGUGUUGUUGUAACUGCAUUGUGUGAUGUACAAUUUUAUUUUGCCAAAGAGUACAUGGUGAGCUCUUGCCUUUCUAGUAUUAGAACUGAUUUAAUUACAUGGAGUCAAGAAAGACAUGAUACAUUUUGGUAGGAACAUAAAAUAAUAUUCUGAAAAAUCUAUAUAUUUCACUAAAAUCAUGUACAUUUUGUUCAUACUAUCAAAUUUAACAUAUUGCUGUACCCUUUCAUGGUAAAGAAGGAAGAUGUGGUUCUUUGGUAACAUUGGGUGACUUUGAUUAGUUCCAAACAUCGUCAUCAAAUCAUUGUAUAAUAAGACAAAAUGAAUAUUUAUUUGUAACACACGCACACAAACUACUCUAAUAAGAACAUCUGUACAACUGAACCUUCAAGCAGUUUUCCAUUCAGCCAAUCAUGUGAGAGCUUUUGUUAAAGUUGACUAAAUAUCUACUUGAUAUUUAGUCAAUAUUUAGUUAAAUAUCUACUUGAGGAAAAAAAAUCUCUGAGUGACUUGGCUUGGUUGUUGGUGCUGGACAGGUUUGAGUAUUUCAGAAGUUGCUGAACCUCUAAUAUUUUCAUGUGCACAACCCUGUCUAAAAAUACACAGAACCAUUUAAAUAUAUCUAGUGACAGAUCUGUAGUUAUUGAUGUCUCGUUGAUGAAAGAGGUCAGAAGAGAAAGCCUAUGGUACUAUGAAGCAGUGGAGCUACAGCCAAGAACAGGAACCUAAUGCUAAAGUGGACACAUACAGAAACAAGAUAGCCGAAAAUUUGAGCAACCUUAUUUAUGGUUUUAAUAAUAUUCACCUGUCUAGUUUUGGUGAUUCUGUACUUGCUGUAGCCUCAGAUUUUUGUUAGACUUUGGCUAACAGGAGUGGAAGCUGAUGUAGGUUUCUGCUGUUGUAGGACACCAGCCUCAAGACUUAACAUGUUUUGCAUUCUGGGAUGCUUUUCAGCAUGGUUGUAGUGAUUAUUAGUUACCUUAGCAUUCAUGCCAGACAUUUUGCUCUGAGUUUUCUUAUUAAAAAAAUGUUUCUACCAGUAGAACUGUCCCUCACUUUCUCCAGAGCCCCACUACUCAAACUACACUUACAACAAAGCCACAAAGUCACCGAGAUGACAUUUCUCCCUAGUUCUAAUGCAUGAUGUGAACGCUUAACUAAAACCCGAAAUUUAUAAACAUCGAAACUCCUACCACAUGAUUGGCUGAUUGGUUGAAUAACUGGAUGAAUGUAUGAACUACAUGAAUGAAAGGAAUUUAUUGUUCCUAAUAAAGUGAUUGGUGAGUGUAGAUGAUAUUUCUCAGACAAGCUUCCUGUGUCCUGUAAUUGCAGGGAUGAGACGACUGUUGAGAAACAGUACAGCAGGGCUAUGCAACAUGGCGACACUUUAUAAUCGUUCCUCAUCUUCUGUAGCUUUAUCUCCUAGACUAGACAGUUCUGGGACCAAGACAAUUUUAUUUAGUUUAUACGUUACAGUGCUGUACGUGAAAUACAUUUGAUUGGAAAUCUGGUAAGGCCAAUUUUCUGUUUACAAGUGUACAAGCAGGACAAAUGCAUGCCAUAGUCCUGUCCUCAAAAGUGAAUUUGAAUUUGUGUUGUUCGGCUCAGUACAGUCCAUAAUAAUUGGUGAAUGAUUUAAAGAUUUUUUUUUUUAUAUAUAAAAUAAUCAACCUCAAAGUGAUCCAUCUUUGACCAUGUUUUACCUUCUAUUUUCCCUUUUGAAAGGGAGAUGUGAUUUGUGCGCCUAGUACAUCUGUAACUGUUCUAAAGCCAUUCCUAUAAAAAAAAAGCUACAAAUAAUUAUUGUACUCAAAUUUUCUGCCAGGUGCCAAAUUUAACACAGCACCAUUUUGUCAUCCUCAUGCUGUACCUUGUUCAGUUGACCUGUGGACAUUGUGUUUAUGUUUGCAUGUUACAAUGACAUGUGCAUGUACAAAUAUAUGUUUGACAUUAUUUAAUUUUGAUUCCUAUGAGGGGUUCACUGCCUUUUUUUAUACAAUUAUCAAUUAAAAAAAACAUUUGUGGGGGUUAAAUUGAGAAACUCAUUGUAGAACUUUUGUGUAAAAGAGGUGUUGAACAAAACAGAAAAUUACAUUUAGGCUAUGAAAGCAUGGGACUAAAGUUUUUAAGCAAGAUCAGACACCACCACUGUUCAUUGGCUGUCUGCUUAGUUUCCAUUCAUUGCCAUUUUGUACCACUGAACUGAAAAGAGGAUAUAUACGAAAAUAAAUAAAUUAAUAAAAGUUUUAUGAAACAA
This is a messenger RNA of Tachysurus vachellii, 9933 nucleotides long. RefSeq names its product voltage-dependent N-type calcium channel subunit alpha-1B-like. Gene Ontology annotation, molecular function: high voltage-gated calcium channel activity. Lineage: Eukaryota; Metazoa; Chordata; Actinopteri; Siluriformes; Bagridae. Gene Ontology annotation, cellular component: neuronal cell body; membrane; voltage-gated calcium channel complex. Bases 5 to 6595 code for a protein of 2196 amino acids. Gene Ontology annotation, biological process: calcium ion import across plasma membrane; chemical synaptic transmission. The record is from RefSeq and is a predicted model, not a curated record. The transcript has 47 exons.